GCGGGAGCGGUGGCGGAGCGGGCCGAGGCCGCGGUCGCGCGAGGAGGCAGCGCUGACGCCCGGGGGCUCUCCCACACCGCUGGGUGUGAGCAGGACACAGCAGGACCUGGCCAAGGCUGGAGAUGGGGUGUUUGUGAGCACAGUGGCACCUGCCAUGCACCCAGCGAGCUCUGUGGACGGCACCUUCUCCCGCUCGGCCGUGCAGACCCUCUCCCGCAGCCACUGCCGCAACAUCAAGCAGAAGAUCUCCCAGUGGGAGGGGAGGACACGGGGCUGCCCCGGCAAGGAGAGGCAGCAGCCAAAGGACUUUGGGGUGAAGUAUGAUCCCAGCUGCAAUGCUGUAUCCAACGUGAAGCCAGAGCACACAGAGAAGGGCAGGUCCAAAGAUCCAAAGAGCCUGGGGUUGGACUUCAGGGAAGGUGCACGGACCUGCUUGCAGACUGGUGGCUGUGAUGGCCCAGCUUCCCAAGCCAAGGGGAAAGGACAGGGGCAAACAGGCUUCCUGGACCCAGGGGUGACACUGCCCCCAGGGAACUUCUAUACCUCACAAGCUCUGUGGAGGAGAGCAGAUCCCCCUCUGCCUGGCAAAGCCCCUCCUGUUCCCCUGGACCUUCAGAGGAAGCGAGGGGGCUCUGGCUCCACGGAAAAAGAACUGAGAAUCAAAGGAGUGGACUCUCUCUGCGGGGCAGAGAGGAGCUUGAAAAACAUUUACUCUGAGGUUGAGGGGCAAGAGGAGGAGCCAGCUCCUGUCCCACCACCCAAACCCUGUAGGACUUUCCGCUACCUGGCAGAAAAGGGUGCUGGUGGUUGUAGAGAUUCCAGUGCUACCAGGGAAGUUCCCCUGCAAAAGCAGUGUGGAAGGGACCUGGUGUCAUCCUCCAACAAUCCUGAGAAGAGAACGGACAGCAGGAGGAUCAGAGGGAGAGCCCAGAGGAAAUCCUUUGAGUUUGAGGACAUCCAGGGCUUCCGCAGCAGGAGGGCAGCCAGCAGCUCCCACAGACCUCGGGAGGAGACAAAUGGCACCACAGGAUCCAGGCUGGUCUACGCACAGUCAGAAGACAACAUCUACGAGGACAUCAUCUGUCCUGCAAAAGAGAACCCUUAUGAAGAUAUUGGAGCACUGCCCUUACCCCUCUGGAAGGUCCCAUCUGUCUGGAAGCUGCCCCCUCCCCGGAGCAUCAGCAGGGCUCCCAAGCCUCCCCCAAAACCUCCCUUCCUCAGCCGCAAGUCUCUUGAGCUGAAGCCCUCCCAGCCAAGUUUCCAAGGGAGGGUGGUGAAGGACACCUCUCUGCCCGUCACACUGUCCGAGUGGAAGCUGUUCCGAGCAGUGGAGGCUGCCAGCAGGAGAAAGAACUUGCCCUGGCUGGUACUGAAAAUCCAGGAGAUCUUUGAUUCCAAGCGUGGAAAGAAGAAGGUGAAGCUGCUCAGUCCUGCUGGGAGAGAAGCACCUCCAGUGAAAGGUGAAACCAGUGGGAAUGAAAGCGAUACGGAAAAUCAGCCAAAAAGUCGCCACAGGUGCCCACGGCAGGUUCAGGCAGCCUCCAAGAGGAACCCACACUACCAGACCUUGGAGAGGGAUCUCAUAGAGCUGCAGGAGCAGCGGCUGUUUGAGCUCUUUGUGGUGGUGUCCCUGCACAGGAAGCCAUCUGAGGUGACCUACACACCACAGAUCAUCCAGCAGUUCCCCAGCAAGCCUGAACAUCCCUUCAGACAGUCAAAGGAUACUGAAGAGAGGCUAAAGGUCAUUCCCAGAUUCUGCUUUCCAGAUCCCAAAGACUGGUUUCCUGCAUCAGACCUUAAAAGUGAAACGUUCUCCUUCGUGCUGACGGGUGAGGACGGCAGCCGCUGGUUUGGGUACUGCAAGAAGCUCCUGCCAGAAGGGAAGGGGAAGCGCCUGCCCGAGGUUUAUUGCAUCGUGAGCCGCCUGGGCUGCUUCAACCUCUUCUCCAAGAUUUUGGAUGAAGUGGAGAAGAGGAGAGAGAUGUCCCCAGCCCUGGUGCACCCGUUCAUGCGCAGCGUGAUGGAGGCUCCGUUCCCUGCCCCGGGACGCACCAUCACCGUCAGGAGCUUCCUGCCCGGAGCAGGAGAUGAGGUGAUGGAGCUCUGCCGCCCCUUGGACUCCCGGCUCGAACAUGUUGACUUCGAGUGCCUCUUCCAGUGUCUCAGUGUCCCCCACACCAUUCGGGUCUUUGCCUCUCUCCUGCUGGAAAGGAGGGUCAUCUUUGUGGCUGACAACUUAAGCACUCUGUCUAAGUGUGGCCACGCUGCUGUUGCAACACUUUACCCCUUCACCUGGCAGCACACCUACAUCCCAGUCCUGCCAGCCUCUAUGAUCGAUAUCGUGUGCUCUCCGACCCCGUUCCUUAUUGGCAUUCUCUCCUGCUCCUUACCACAGCUCCAGGACCUGCCCAUAGAAGAGGUUCUCAUUGUUGAUCUUUGUGCCGACAAGUUCUUGCAAGAGGUAUCAGAUGAAGACGAGAUCCUGCCUCAUAAACUCCAGGCUGCACUUGUACAAGUCUUGGAAGAACGAAGUGAAAUCCUGUCACAUGGGCAGAGUGACACACAAGGGGACGUGACCCUGAACUCGCUGGUCUCUGAGGCUUUUGUGCAGUUCUUUGUGGAGAUUGUUGGGCACUACUCCCUGCACAUGAACGUCACGGAGAAGGGGGAGCGGGUGUUCCAGCGGGAGCCCUUCCGCAAAUCCCACGUGUCCCGCAACGUGCGCCACUUCCUGCAGUUCUUCAUGGAAACACAGAUGUUUGCAGGGUUCAUCCAGGACCGGGAGCUGAGCAAGAACGUGGUCAAAGGCCUUUUUGAGGUCCGUGCCUUGGAGUAUUUGGAGAGUAUUCCAGAGACGGAACGAACUGGAAUGAACAAAAUCCUUCGCAGCCUUGGCAACAAAAUGAAAUUUCUCCAGAAGAAGUGACCGGGCGCUGCUGCGGGACAGCGGCGGGACCGGGGCGGGGGAGC
This is a messenger RNA of Lepidothrix coronata (blue-crowned manakin), 2970 nucleotides long. It is a transcript of the gene DENND2C, whose product is annotated as DENN domain containing 2C. Lineage: Eukaryota; Metazoa; Chordata; Aves; Passeriformes; Pipridae. The coding region runs from base 155 to 2926 and encodes 923 amino acids. The transcript has 19 exons. The record is from RefSeq and is a predicted model, not a curated record.